AUGGCGCCGACGCGCGUCGCCGACGCGCGUCGACGCGGGCCGCACGCGCGCGGGGUCGCGCUCUUCGUCGCGCUCGCGCUGCAGUACGCGUCGCAGCCGUUCCUGCGCGCGCGCUACGCGGCGAACGCGCGCGCGUCGGCGCUCGUGCUGAGCGUCGAGAUCGCCAAGGCGACGCUGUGCGCGUGCGCGCUGCUGCGACGACGCGAGACGCGAGGGGCGCUGCGACGGGCGUCCGCGCGGUCGCUGCUCGCGUCGGGCGCGCCGGCGGCGGUGUACGCGGCGCAGAACGUGCUGCUGCAGAGGGGCGCGCGCGCGCUGGACGGCGUGACGUUCAACUGCCUGAACCAGACGAAGCUCGCGAGCGCGGCGGCGUUUCUGUGGCUGGGAGGGGCGCGGCAGAGCCGAGCGCAGUGCUUGGCGCUGGUGGGGACGCUCGCGGCGGCGGUGAAUCUGUUCGGGGGGGAGACGGCGGCGAGCGGCGGCGGCGGCGCGGCGAGCGCGGCGGCGCGCGCGGCGGGCGCGACGAGCGUGUUGGUGGCGUCUGCGCUGUCGGGAUUGUCGGGAGCGAUGUGUCAGUUCGCGCUGCAGGGGAGCGAGAAGCUUCCGGCGAUGAUGACGCUGGAGAUGGCGAUCACGGGGGUGCCGAUGGUGUUGCUCGCGGAGCGCGUCGCCGCCGGCGACGAGUUUCGCCUGAGCGCGGUGUACGAGUCGUGGACGGCUUGGGCGCUCGUUCCCGUGCUGUCGAGCGCGAUCGGUGGGAUACUGGUGGGGGAGAUCACGAAGCGAUUAGGUUCGAUCGCGAAGGGGUUCGCCGUGACGUGCGGUUUGGUGCUGACGGGGGUGUUUCAGAGCGUCUUCGCGGGCGCGGCGCCGCCUCGCGCGCACGUCGUGAGUUUGAUCGUCAUCGUCAUCAGCACUUGGGUGCACACCGCGUUUCCGCCAGUCGAGAAGCGUAAGAAGAAGCGCAAGACGGGUUGA
This is a messenger RNA of Ostreococcus lucimarinus CCE9901, 978 nucleotides long. Its product is annotated as DMT family transporter: UDP-galactose. Gene Ontology annotation, molecular function: pyrimidine nucleotide-sugar transmembrane transporter activity. Gene Ontology annotation, biological process: pyrimidine nucleotide-sugar transmembrane transport. Lineage: Eukaryota; Viridiplantae; Chlorophyta; Mamiellophyceae; Mamiellales; Bathycoccaceae. The transcript has a single exon. Gene Ontology annotation, cellular component: Golgi membrane. Bases 1 to 978 code for a protein of 325 amino acids. The record is from RefSeq and is a predicted model, not a curated record.